AUGGCGCUGGUUACGGUGCUGCUGCAAAAUGCAGUAAUUAUAGUUACUCUGUUGAUCUUUGCGGCCAUCUGCUAUGCCCUCCUUCGCAGCCUCUACAAUGUGACCUUGCAUCCCCUAUCCAGCUACCCGGGACCGCUCUCCACACGCCUGUCUGUCAUCCCGCGCCUCUAUCACCUACAGGCCGGCGACAACCCGCACUGGGUUGCUUCGCUACACGACGUCUACGGUCCCGUGGUGCGCAUCGCGCCGCACGAGCUGUCGUUCGUGGACCCGAUGGCCUGGCGCGAUAUCUAUGGCCGCAAGCCGGGAGAUGGCAAGCAACGGGAGCUUUCCAUGGACCCCAUAUUUUACGGCCAACCCCCGGCCGAUGGAGGCCCUGGUAACUUGAUGAGUUCCAAUAAGGAACAACACGACCUCAUGCGCCGGGCGCUGGCGCCAGCAUUCGCGCCGACCGCACUGCGCGCCCAUGAGGGUGUCAUCGGAGGCUACGCAGACCUGUUGAUCCAGCGGCUCCGGGAGGCGACGGGCGGUGGUCUCGGAAAGGGUGCCACGAAGGAUGUCACGCAAGCGGCAAAGCCGGUGGACAUAACGGCGUACCUGAAUUUCUUCACGUUCGAUGUCCUCGGCGUGCUGGCGUUCAGUUCCGACUUUGGCUGCCUGAGGACCAGCGACUACCACCCCUGGAUCCGGCUGAUCAUGAGCAGUCUGAAGAACAUGGCGACCAUGCAGGUCCUGUGCCAUCUGGGCUUGCUGCAGGGCGUCGCCUGGGCGGCAAAGAAGUUCAAGGUCGGGCUCGAGGCGCAGCGGAUCCACCGUGAGUUGACGGUGAGCAAAGUCAAGCAGCGGCUCGAGAUGGACGAGCAGAUGAAGAAGGAAGGGCGCGCUGACUUCUUGGGAGGUUUGAUCGAACACGGCUUCGGCCAUACGACUCUGGAGGCAAAUGCCGGCUUGCUAGUCAUCGCCGGUUCCGAGACAACGGCGACCUUGCUCUCCGGCGCCGUGUAUCUCCUGGCUACACACGCGGACGCGCUGGGUAAGCUCCAGUCGGAAGUGCGCGCAAGAUUCAGCAACGAAUCAGAGAUCACGCUCAGCAGUGUGAACAGCCUCACCUAUAUGCUCGCUUGCUUGAACGAAGCCCUGCGGAUGUACCCGCCCGUCGCUAUCACAGGACCCAGGGUGACGCCAGAGGGAGGCGCGGUCAUUGCCGGGCACGCCGUGCCUGAGGGUGCGACGGUCGGAGUAUGGCACUUGGCAAUGUACAGAUCCGCGGCGCUCUUCGCCGACCCAUACGGCUUUCAUCCCGAGAGGUUUGAGGGUAAGGAUGCCAGGUUUUCCAAUGACAAGCUUGACGCAGUGCAGCCAUUUAGCCUGGGUCCGCGAGACUGUCUUGGAAGGAACCUGGCAUACAUGGAGAUGCGACUGGUCCUCGCCAAGUUGGUGUGGAACUUUAAUAUCCGCCUGUCGGGUGAUAGUAGUGACUGGCUCGAGAGAAAUAAAGUCCACUUGCUUUGGGACAAGCCGCCCCUCAACGUGUAUUUAGAUCCUGUCGCGCGUUGA
Molecule: messenger RNA, 1557 nt
Organism: Neoarthrinium moseri
Lineage: Eukaryota; Fungi; Ascomycota; Sordariomycetes; Amphisphaeriales; Apiosporaceae
Exons: 5
Coding region: 1-1557 (518 amino acids)
Molecular function (GO): monooxygenase activity; oxidoreductase activity, acting on paired donors, with incorporation or reduction of molecular oxygen; iron ion binding
Source: RefSeq, a predicted model, not a curated record